AUGGUUGCAACCCCUAUGUCAACGGAUAAAGAGUUAUUCAAGAGGCUCCAAAAUAUUCUCCCGAGAUGGGAAAACCCUUAUGAGGUGUUCCCGAUUAAUCAGCAUGUAAUAUUAGAUGCGGAUGCCGAAGAAAGCACCGAUGAAAACGUGCAGUAUGUCUCGAACGUGUACAACCCUGAUGAUCCAGAGGACCAGGAGGAAUCCCUAGAAAGUUACUUGAAGAGCUACACUACAGAAUUAGAGCUGAUCGAGCAGCAGAACCUGGUGAACCUAACGAAACUCGCGUUCUGGAAAGCAUCCUCUUUUAAGGUAGGAAACCCUAUAGCAAAUGCCAUUGAUGACGAUCCAACCACUUUUUGGCAAAGCGAUGGAUUGCAGCCACAUAGAAUCGAUAUAAACUUUAGUAAAAGAGUCGAUGUUGUCCAAUUGGCGAUGUAUUUUUGUCUUGUGACGGACGAGUCAUAUACGCCGGAGCUGUUUAAGGUAUACGCUGGGUACAGUCCUUCGGAUGCAUCAUUAUAUCGUACAUUUGAAGUAAAAAACGUUAACGGUUGGGUGGUGAUAACUUUCAAGGGGAAUAGACCCCAUGAUAAUUUACUAAGGUGCAGAUUUAUCCAGAUACAAAUCCUUAGCAAUCAUGAGAAUGGAAAAGAUUCUCAUCUCAGAGGAAUUAAAAUAUUUGGCAAUAGCACAGCAUCGAGACAUACUGUGAAAGACCCAAAUACCUUGGCUUUAGACAACUUUGAAAAUUCCUCAUUGUUUACAUACCAGAGCAUCAGAUAG
Molecule: messenger RNA, 783 nt
Organism: Kluyveromyces lactis
Lineage: Eukaryota; Fungi; Ascomycota; Saccharomycetes; Saccharomycetales; Saccharomycetaceae
Gene: DOC1
Product: anaphase promoting complex subunit DOC1
Exons: 1
Coding region: 1-783 (260 amino acids)
Biological process (GO): protein K11-linked ubiquitination; anaphase-promoting complex-dependent catabolic process
Cellular component (GO): anaphase-promoting complex
Source: RefSeq, a predicted model, not a curated record